This is a messenger RNA of Rhizophagus irregularis DAOM 181602=DAOM 197198, 827 nucleotides long. RefSeq lists its product as uncharacterized. Lineage: Eukaryota; Fungi; Glomeromycota; Glomeromycetes; Glomerales; Glomeraceae. The record is from RefSeq and is a predicted model, not a curated record.
AUUCAUAUUAAAAAUUUCUUUACCUAAAUAAAUAUCAUCCUUAUAUUCUCAAUAAAAAAAUAAUGAAAGAAACAAAAAAAACUUUAAAUCAUCUAGAAUUUUUAAAAAUAAAGAAUAAUCCGCCAUGUAAGUUAAACAUGAAUAUUGAUAAUUUAUUACGAGAUAGAUACAACAAUAAUUCGUAUAACUUAUAUCAACGAAAUGUAUUGGCGCGGCUUAAUAAAAAGGGUUGCGGUAGUAAAUCAAAGAAAAUGUGGAAAGAAGAGUCCGAAGAAAUAAAGAAGUUCUUUAAAAUUUUGGCGAUUGAAGGAAAUCGCAGAUUCAAAUUAAGAAACCCAAAAUCGCCAUCGACGCAACCGCCACCACAACCACCAAAAAAGAAAUUACCGUUACUAUUACCACGUCCACCAUUGACCCAACCAUAUGUUUAUUACCAACCUCACUCAUAUGAAUAUUAUCAACCACAACCAUUAUCUUCACCAGUCGAAUACUGGAAAAUGCACAAACUAUCAGAUGAGUCGCAGUAUCAACCACAACAACUACCGAUACACUGCGUAUCAGCAGUAACACCACUUCUAUUUCAACCACAACUGCAACCACAACUGCAUCCGCAAUUGUCAACAAUACCGCCGCAACCAUUGCCACAACAAUAUGUAAAUUACCAACAGUUAUUACACGAAGAUAAUCAGUCACUGGAUGACUCCUGGUUCCCAGAUGAAUUUCAUUUACCGAUAUCACAACCACUUCCAGAGCUACUUCUAAAUAAUGAACACGAACAGCCACAGUCACCAUUAGCAUUUGAUGUUUAUUUUAACGAUCUUGAUUAA